Salvia miltiorrhiza (redroot sage) is the source of this 3321-nucleotide messenger RNA. RefSeq lists its product as uncharacterized. The coding region runs from base 1 to 3321 and encodes 1106 amino acids. Gene Ontology annotation, molecular function: RNA-DNA hybrid ribonuclease activity; nucleic acid binding. The transcript has a single exon. NCBI's taxonomy places the organism in Eukaryota, Viridiplantae, Streptophyta, Magnoliopsida, Lamiales, Lamiaceae. The record is from RefSeq and is a predicted model, not a curated record.
AUGGCUAAGCUUCGGAGGCUUCGUGGGGUCCUUAAAUCCUGGAAUAAGGAGGUUUUUGGUAAUGUGGAUGUGGCCAUACGUGAGUUGGGGGAUAACCUUGCUACGGUUCAGAAGAAUAUAGCCAAUUCGGGUUAUAAUGAUGAGUUAUUUAAUGAGGAGAUAAAUGCUCAAGCUAAGUUGAAUAUCAUACUUGCUCGUAAGGAUGAUUUCUUAAAACAAAAAAGUAGGAUUACGUGGCUGCAUGACGGCGACCGGAAUUCUUCCUUUUUUCACAAUAUGAUUAAGUUCAGGAAGCAUCGCCUGAAUAUUGGUCAUCUGAUGAUUGAUGGCAUUGUGUCGACGGACUCGGGGAGUAUUGAGAGACAUAUUAUUGACUACUUUUCUAACCUCUUCACGGAGACGAAAAAUCGCUGGGUUGAAACGGUGGAGCUUGAGGCUAUCAUUGAUCAUUCGAUUUUCGAUGCUCAAAAUGACUCGUUAAUUUGUCUUCCUGAUGAGAUUGAAAUUUCAGCUGCGGUGCAUGGUAUGGAUUCUUCGAGCGCCCCGGGACCAGAUGGUUUCACGGGGGCUUUUUUCCGCUCUUCUUGGCAGAUUGUGAAGGGGGAUAUCGUAACGGCGGUACGUACUUUUUUUUGGAAAUCUUACCUGCCGAAUGGAUGCAACGCCAGUACUUUAAUUCUUAUUCCCAAAAUAGAAGAGGUUGUCACGGUUGCUGAUCUUCGACCGAUCAUCUUGUCGAAUUUAUUUUUCAAAAUUAUUUCCAAAAUUCUGGCUUCGAGGCUGAGUAAGGUGGCUGCUGGCUGUGUCUUGAAUAAUCAGUUUGGUUUCAUUGCUGGGCGUUCGAUUCAUGAUUGUAUUUUGUUGGGUUCGGAGGGGUUCAAUUUUAUGAAAAGGGUUAACAAUGGAUCUAACAUGGCGUGUAAAAUUGAUAUUCGAAAAGCGUUUGAUACUAUGAGCUGGAGUUUCAUUCUUCAGGCCCUUCGAGUUUUCGGCUUCCAUGAGAAAUUUGUUAAUUGGAUUUCGGUUAUCUUUCACACGGCUAGAAUUUCGAUUUUAUAUAACGGCCAAUUAAGAGGUUAUUUUAGCUGUUCUCGUGGAGUUAGACAAGGUGACCCUCUUUCCCCAAUUUUAUUUGGGAUUGUCGAGGACGUUUUAAGCCAUCUUAUCAUGAAUUGUGUGAGUUCUGGUCAUUUAGUUCCGAUGGGGUUUAGUCGUGCUGCUAACUUUCCUACCCAUCUUCUGUACGCGGAUGAUAUUCUCAUUUUCUACAAGGCGUCGGUUCGUAACGCAAGGAAAAUUAAGGAGAUUUUACAUUACUAUGGUGGAAUCUCUGGGCAGAUUUGUAGCAAUGAGAAGUCGAGCUUGUUUCUUGGAGACGGUGUUGCUCGACGUAUGGGAGGAUUGAUUCAGCGGGAGUUACAGUUUGCUCGUGGUUCUCUCCCUGUUACUUAUCUCGGUGCUCCUUUGUUUGUGGGAAGACCGAAAGCUAGUCAUUUUAUGAGUAUAAAAGAUAAGAUUGUCAACAAAUUUGACAACUGGCAGGGACGUCAAUUAUCAAUGGCGGGGCGGUUGUGCCUUGUGAAAUCUGUCAUUCAGAGUUCGAUAAUCCAUUCUAUGAUGGUCUUCCGUUGGCCAAAAUCUCUCCUUUUGGAUUUGGAUAAAAAAUGCAGAAAUUUCAUCUGGACGGGACGUGUGGAUAAAAAUGGUACUUGUACGAUGAAUUGGAGUCGUUGCUGUGCGUUAAAAGAGGAGGGCGGUUUGGGUAUUCGUGCAUUUGCUACGAUGAAUAAAUCUUUUCUCAUGAAGAUGGCUUGGAAAGUAAUAAAAGGCCAAGAUUGGGCGCAUAAGAUUAUGCGCACCAGGUAUUUAGAUGGGUUUGGUAAUGCGAAACCUAAUAUUGCGACGUCAUCGGUCUGGCUUGGGCUGAGGCAGGAGGUUCCUAGCCUUGUCAGGGACUCUUAUUCUUACCUUGGAAGUGGCGACUCCACGUAUUUUUGGACGGAUAAUUGGCUGGGCUAUAAACUUGUUGAUAGGCUUGGAGUCCCUCACUACAUGCAUGAUCUGCUUAAGUUCUCGGUAGCUGACUAUUUCUACAAUGGCAUUUGGCACUUUGCUGCUAGUUUUGUUGAGCGCUACCCGGAUAUUGUUCAUGAUAUUUGUACUCUCCCCAUUGGGAGGGAGGGAGACAUGAGAUACUGGAAACAUUCGCUGAAAGGGGAGGUUUCCGCCUCUCUGGCUUUUCGAGAGCAUUGCCAUAACUUCCCGAAGGUCUCUUGGGGACGUUGGCUGUGGGAGAAAUAUAUUCCAGUUAGAAGAUCUAUUACUUGUUGGAGAGUUAUUCAUCGGCGUCUUCCGUCUCUCGAUAAUCUUAUUCGGCGUGGCUUAAUCACGCCUAACUUUUGCUCUAUUUGUAGGCAGGAUGCUGAGUCGAUUGAUCAUAUUUUUUGGGUUUGCGGUCGGGUGAAGGAGGUGUGGAGUUCCUUUCUUGCUUGGUUUGGAGUGGAGUAUCUUUCUGAAUGUGUGGAUCUUCAUUCUUUUUUGGUGGAAGCUUGGAACCUGAACUUUAGUCCACAAAUCACUAGCUUCUGGAAAGCGGGGAUCGUGACGUUGGUUUGGAAAAUCUGGCAUGACCUAAACAAGAUUGUGUUUGAUAAUGCUGGUUUUCAUGGACCUGGUGUUCUGAAAUUCAUUAAGGUUUAUUUCAAAGAAAUGGAAGCUAACUUCACCCGGCUCGGUCAUGUUUCUAGUGCAUGGCAAGAUUAUGUUAUUACUCGUGCCAUUGGAGUUCAAUCUCGAAUUGCCCCACCUCCGGAGAUGGUGAACGUUUACUGGUGGCCUCCCUUUGGGGAUUGGAUGAAGGUGAAUACCGAUGGGUCUGCUCUUGGAGCUCCUAGUUUGAUUUCUGCAGGAGGCGUUUUUCGCGACAGUUGGGGACAGAUUCGCGGUUGUUUCCAUGAGAAAGGUGGGCAGGGUUUCGCUUUUGAGGCUGAGCUGCUUGCGGUUAUUACGGCGAUAUCCAUUGCGCAUGAGCAAGGUUGGUUGAAGUUGUGGAUUGAAGUCGACUCAUCUUAUGUGGUUAAUUUGCUCGAUAGAAAAUCAGAGGACGUGCCUUGGCGUUUUGUGGCUCAUUGGAAGCGCACUCUCCAGUUGCUUUCUACCUUUCAGUUGCAAGUUACUCACAUAUUCCGGGAGGGUAAUGUGGUGGCGGAUAUAAUGGAAAAUCAUAAUAGGGAAGAAGGGUGGUGGCCCUUUGGUAUUGAAGAGAUCAAGAAUGCUUCGGCUAGGGACAUGGCUUGUCACAACUACGUCCGCAUCAAGUAG